AUCCCAGAGGUAAAUAUUGUACAUUUUUACUGUACUAACAUCUCAGAGGUAAAUAUUAUACCCUUAGUAUACCACAUCUCGAGGUACACUUUAUACGUUCCAUUUUCCUAACGUUACAUCUCAGAGGUACGUGUUGUACGUCUGUAUUGUACAUCUUUGGGGUACACAUCUCAGACGUAAAUAUUGUACUUUUUAUUAUACCACAUCUCAGAGGUUCAUAUUGCACUUUCUUACUGUACUACAUCUCAGAGGUACCCAUUGUACUUUUAUUGUACAACAUCUCAGAAGUACUUUAAAUUAUACCACAUCUCACAGGUAUGUACUUUUAAUAUAUUUUCUAUUGCCAAAAAACUACAUAUCCCAGAGUCCCUCUCUGCGUACGACACGCAGUGACGCAAUGACGCAGAGGCGGGGCGUGCGUCCUUACGCUGCCCUGCUUGUAUUUACAACACUUCUUUAUUUAAUUUAUUUCCUCUCCUGCUCUGGGGCCCGACGUGCCGCGCGCUCUCUGAAGUCACCUGUAUGAUGUAAUCAAUGCAGGGGGUUAAACUUGUCUCACGAGACCGUCCGACUCAUCCAGCACAGCACUAAAUCACGCACAACAGACACGGGAAACAAUAGCUGCACUUUAUUCACAAUAUCUGAUCGAUUUUUAUGCGAUGAUCAAUGGGGUCUAGUUCCUGCGGAGGGUUAUAUCCGCGUUUUGAUCUAAACCCUACACUACACUUCAGUUAAAAUAAGGGAAGAGGAGAAGAAGAACACGUUGUAACGCGCGGAGAGAGAGAGAGAGAGAGAGAGAGAGAGAGAGAGAGAGAGAGAGAGAGAGAGAGAGAGAGAGAGAGAGAGAGACACACACACACACUCCAGCGGCACUGCGCCCUUCACUUGAUCGAUAUCGAUCAGUUCGGAGAGAUUCAGACCCACAGUGGGUCCGUUAACAAGACUAGCACCGGGAGCUAGCACUGGAAGCUAAGCGAUGGGACGCGUGUGAAGCAGCCUGCAGCUAACAGCAGCCUGGCGGAGAAAGAAACAAGGAAGCGGACUGCUAGCUGUGCCGAACCGGAGCUAACGUGGCUAACUGUUGGCUAAUAUUAUUUCUAAUGUGCGACCAAGGAGCAUGCGACCGGAUACGAAAAGCUGACUUGUUCGGGGAUGUCGGGCAGUAAGGAGCUGGGCGGGGGGGCAGGCGUGGGUGCGAGGCGAAGGCGGACGCGGUGCCGGCGCUGCCAGGCCUGCAUGAGGACGGAGUGUGGAGAGUGUCACUUCUGUAAGGACAUGAAAAAGUUCGGCGGGCCCGGCCGCAUGAAGCAGUCCUGCCUUCUGAGACAGUGCACGGCGCCGGUGUUGCCGCACACGGCGGUGUGCUUUGCAUGUGGCGAGGCGGGUAAGGAGGACACGGUGGACUCUGAGGAGGAGAAGUUCAGCCUCUCUCUGAUGGAGUGCACCAUCUGUAACGAGAUCAUCCACCCGAGCUGUCUGAAGAUGGGUAAAGCUGAAGGAAUCAUCAUCGACGAGAUCCCGAACUGCUGGGAGUGUCCAAAGUGCCACAAGGAGGGCAAACCAGACCAGGCGGAUGGCUCGGGGAAGCGCAGGCUGGAUAACGGGGAGAUCGGCCGCUGGAAGCUCACCGAUGACCCUCCCCCUAAAAAAAAAGCCCCUCCCUCCUUGGAAGAGGGAGGGGCAGUGGGGGGGGGGCACAAGAGGAAGAAGGAGAAGGAGCUGCCUCAGGACAGCGGGCCCAAGAAGAAGGGGUGACAUGUCAAAUGGAAUCUGUUAAACCUGUCUCAGCUCGUGUCUCACUGUCUCUCUGUCUGUCUCUGUCUUUCUCAGAUGAAGGGUGCCCAUGAAAAACGGCUCAAAAAGAAACCCAAGCAGGAGGCGGAGUCCAACGGUCCCACCUCCUCAGUUGGAGGAGGAGCAGGAGGACUACAGGGCUCUACCAUGGCGUCUCCUCAGCCCGGGGUGGGGAUGGGAGUGGGGGGGGCGACGAGUGCAGACCAGCGCUCCCACCACCGGGAGAAGCUGGAGCGCUUUAAGAGGAUGUGUCUGCUGGAGCGUCGACCAGAGUCCUCCUCCUCUUCCUCCUCCUCCUCCUCCUCCUCCAGCUCCGAGUCCGACUCGGAGUCCGAGUCCGACGAUUCCCUCAGGGGGGAGCAGGCCGGAGGAGGCUCCUCCCCCUCUUCCUCCUCCCCGGCCCAACCUCAUCCCGUUGUUUACGGCGGGCGGACAGAGCGGGAGAGGAGUCGGAGCGAGAAGGAGAGAGAGAGGAAGAGGGAGCGACGCCUGGCCGAACUGAGCUUCAGCGCCAGCGACGAGUCAGAGGGGACGGGGGGGGAGGAGCUGAGGGAGGAGGAGCAGGGGGGAGGGGAGGUGACUCGUCGGAUAGGGGGAGAGGCCGGGUUGCCUCCUCGAGGACGAAAAGGAGGACUAUUGGAAGGACAGCGCAACAAUGGGCAGGAGGCGCGCAACGGGCGGACACGAGGAGGCAUGGGAGGGGGGAGGGAGGGGGGGGAGAAGGAGAACGCUAGCGGCGUUCUGACCAAUCACAGACACAGCGGAGGGGGGGGCAAAGGCUUGGGGAGCCGCGGCAACAAGUUUCGUAAGAACCAGACGUCCAGAAACAGCAGCUCCUCCCUCCCCACUUCGAAUGGGGGAGGGGGUGGGGGAGGCAGCCCGAUGAUGUCAGCGAUGGCAGCGUCCCCCUGCUCGCAGCCGUCCCGCCUCGCCCCGCGCUCCCAGAUGAUGAAGCGCAGCCCACCCGCCGUCCCCUCACCCCCCCGGCCCGUGCAGAUGGAGAGGCAUCUGGUGCGCCCCCCCCCCACAUGCCCCGAGCCCAGCUGCCUGCCACUGGACUCUGGCUCCUCCCACAUUAUGACCCGCGACGUGUGGCUGCGAGUCUUCACUCACCUGAGCCAGCGAGAGCUGUGUGUCUGCAUGAGGGUGUGUCGCACCUGGAGCCGCUGGUGUUGUGAUAAACGGUUGUGGACUCAGAUCGAUCUGAGCCGGCAGCGCUCCAUCACCCCCCCGAUGUUGAGUGGUAUCAUCCGCCGGCAGCCCGUCUCCCUGAACCUGGGUUAUACCAACAUCUCCAAGAAACAGCUCAUGUGGCUCAUCAACCGCCUACCAGGUCUGUUGGAGCUGAAUGUCGCUGGGUGUCCAUGGCCGGCGGUCUCUGCUCUCUGUCAGGCCGUCUGUCCGUGUCUGAAGCUGCUGGACCUGAGCAGAGUGGAGGACCUCAAAGACUCUCACCUGAGAGAGCUGCUGGCCCCCCCACCGGACACCCGGACAGCUCACGGGGAGACCAGAGUGGGGCGCUUCCAGAACGUUGCUGAGCUGCGAUUGGCUGGCUUGGACCUGACGGACGCGUCGUCCCGCCUGUUGGCUCGUUACGUCCCUCACCUGAACAAGUUGGACCUCAGUCAGUGUGGAAACAUCAGUGACCAGACGGUGCACACGCUCACCUCCUCCAUCUCCCCCCUGAGGGACAGCCUCACCCACGUCAACCUGGCAGGUUGUGUGAAGGUGACGGAUCAGUGUGUGUCGUUGCUUCGUCGAUGUUCAUCUCUCCAGGCGGUGGAUCUUCGUUGUUGUUCCUUGUUGUCGUCGGAGACGGGACAGCUGUUGUCGUUCCCUCAUCACGCCUCCACCUCCUCUGCCACCAUCACCGCUGCUGCUUUAUCCUCUUCCUCCCCCUCCUCCUCCUGUCCUCCUGAAGACAGAACGCUGCUAAAGAACAGCUAGAGUCCUCCUCAUAUCAUGUGACACUCCAAUCAUUGGUCCAGACGGCACAAGAGCCCCGCCUCCCACCGUCUUACACUACAGACAGGUGAGGAGGAGGCACCUGUGCAGCAUUUCUCCUGACCUGAGGAGGAACAUAUUCUGGGAAAGUUGUUGGUAAUAGUAAAGCAUAGAAACCCUGAGCGUGUACAUAUUUGUUCUCUGUACAAUUUUGGGUGUGUCUGUACAUAUGUGUAGUUUACUGUAAAUGACCCGUGACCUUUGAAACAUCACUAACACUUCUAUCCUUCAUCCACCCGCCUGUCACACGCACGCAAGAACUUCACCACGAGGACGGUCUGACAUUUGUGUCCGGUUAGGCUGCGGCUUAUUUUCAGUGUUUAUGCUAAGCCAGGCUAACAGUUCCCCUCCACUGUCAGUCUUUUUGCUAAGCUAAGCUACAAUUUCCCUCUGCCUCAUUUCUCUGCGCGCCGUUUCCUUGCUAAGCUAGGCUAAACCCUUCUUAGUGGACUACACAUGUUAAUGGCUCUCAGGAGACCAAACACAUUGCCAAUACAUUUUAUUCAAACAGGACUUUUGAAUCCUUGGAACAAAGCUGGUGAUUGUUUUGAAGACCCACCGUGUCCAAGCUAAAUAAAGCACGAGCGUCUUGAAACGUAGUUUUAAGAUGAACCAGUCAAAAGCAACAGUAUCCACCUCUUCCAGUGUUUGUGCUAAGCUAGGCUAACCCCCACAUCUAUAAAAUGUCAGACUGUUCUCCCUCCUCUUCAUCAUGUGAUCCGGUUAUUUGGGGAAGUUAUUAAUUGUGUUUUCUCAGGAGUUUGUUCUUAAUUUAUUUUUUUUGCCUCCAGUCAAACUCACAUUCCUCCUCUUCAUCUGUCACUUCCUGAUGGAUUUCCGCUUGUCUUCCUCGUGAUGAAGAUGUUCAUAUUAAAUCUGUAGCUAUGGAAGCUCAUUUAUGCCACAAAAAAAUAAUGAAAGUGAAAUCUAAUCUGGUUAUUAUUGCACAAUCUUGAUCAAUUGAUUUAAUUGAAACUCCCAUUUUUACAAUGUAUUAGAUUUUAUUAAUCAAAUUUGGACUAUUCACAUGUUUUUCCUAUUUUUUUUUAUUCCAUCUUGGUGUUUUUGGGGCUCAAUGGGUUUCCAUAGUUUCAAAAAUGAAAAAUACGUUCAUCUGAAAUAAUGGCUGAUUACUGUUUGUGUUUAUGUUGGAACUGGCUGUCAUGUGAUCAGGUAUCGACACUGAGGGGCGUGUUCAUUUUCCCAGACAUGGUGGUUCUUCUACCUGAACUCGUAUCAAGAGAAAAGGAUUGUGGGAACAUGGAGAUGGACCCCGCUGGGGGGUGGGGGGGGGGUUAUAUUCCCUUCAAACAUUUUGUAUUUUCAGUUCGAGCAGCUAAACACACUACAAAUGAUCAGUACAUUUGUACUGGUUAGCAUGUUGGUCACGUGAGCUUCACGUUUGCUAGCUGUUCUGUCACAGCUUUUUUUUUCGGUUUCUUCAAUUCAAUUCAUUUUAUUUUGUAUAGCCCAAAAUCGCAAAUUACAAAUUAGCCUCAGAGGGCUUUACAGUCUGUACACAUACAACAUCAUCUGUCCCGAAACCCACCGUUUCUCUGCUACACUUUUAAAAAUUCUAAAAAACCAACAAGGUAACAGAAUUUAAAUUGAGUUACGAGAACUAGCUGGAACCUCCCCUCCUCCUCACGAGCUAGCUAAUGUUAGCCAGCAAGCUAACUCUGCACUAUUAGUUGAUUCAUUACACAGCAAUAGAGGUAACUAAAUACAAAGUGAUGAGCUUUGUAUUUCCUGUUUUAGCAUCCUUGUAUCAUGUUAGCCAACAGUCUGAACAACUACCUGAACAGAAACACAUCAUUUCAACGGAUUUUGUUUAUUUGGGGUUUCUGGUCAGGAAUUGAAAUAUUUGGCUAAAAAUGUAUUUAUUAAAAGUGCAGAAGAGUUAAAAUGCGUAUAUGGAAUAAAAAGUAUUAGCAGUUGAAUGUUAAAUCGACACAAACGCCGUGUUGUGCCAUAAAAGCCCACCAGAUGUCGAUAGGUCAUAUUUUCUACUUUUUCUAUUCCGUUGUGAUUUACUUGUUUUAUUUUUUUUAUUGUAACUUUGGGUUCAAUGAUUUUAUAGCGCGGAUUGAAACUUUGCCUAGCAACAAGUGACAAGAUCAAAUCUGAUUGGACGACAACGCCCAUGGAGGCUCUCACCAAUCAGGAGCUCUGACCGGUCUCACCUCCUCCUCUGACUCAUCAAUGAUUCAAAGAUUCACCGGAAGAUCUUCAUCACCUUCUUCACCUUUUGCCAAAUGUAGUUUUUGUUGUGAAAGAGGCAAUUUAUGGUGUUUUUAUGUUUUUAAAAAAAAUAUUUUGUCAUGCUUCUGUUGUGUUGAUAAAUUAUGAGGAAGAAGUUUGAACAAAAAGUAAAAGACUCCAGGCAGCUAUGAGAGAUACUACUGUAACGAUGAGUAAUAAAGCAAUGGGUUCCUUUCUA
Gasterosteus aculeatus aculeatus (three-spined stickleback) is the source of this 6238-nucleotide messenger RNA. Lineage: Eukaryota; Metazoa; Chordata; Actinopteri; Perciformes; Gasterosteidae. The record is from RefSeq and is a predicted model, not a curated record.